UGACUCUGUACUGUAAUAGAGAAGAACGGUGCUGCUCGCUCUGGGUAACGAACGCUCAAUGGCUGGUGUAGUGUAAACUGAUAUAUAAUAUAAUAAUAUACAAUCAGAUUUAUUUGUGUAGUUAUUAUUAUGAGCUCUAACAAUAUGGCGGAUCCACGAAGACCUAACAAGAUUUUCCGCUACAAACCGCCGAACAGCGAGACAAACCCCACACUGGAGGAUCCGACUCCAGAUUACAUGAACCUGCUCGGCAUGAUUUUUAGCAUGUGUGGGCUUAUGCUUAAGCUGAAAUGGUGUGCAUGGAUUGCAGUUUACUGCUCUUUCAUCAGUUUUGCCAACUCACGAAGCUCAGAGGACACUAAACAGAUGAUGAGCAGCUUUAUGCUCUCUAUAUCCGCAGUCGUAAUGUCAUACCUGCAGAACCCUCAGCCCAUGUCUCCACCAUGGUGACAAAGGUCAUGGUGACUCUGAGGACUGCAGGGGUACAAUAAAAUCGACAGAAAUGCUUCUUCUGAUCAACAAGACAUGAUGGACAUGACAACAGACUAAACAUCCUAGUUUUGACUUUAUUCAUUUCUUCAUAUCUUCAUCCUGUCGUCUUCCUCCAGAUUGGAUGGGACAAUAACACACUGUAGAUGUUAGUAUAAUUGAUCUGCUUGAGCAGGAAUGUAAUUCUGAAUAAAGUUUGUCCAUGUAUUGAAAUUUUGUUAAUAUAACAAUAAACACCAGUUUUUUAACCUGA
This is a messenger RNA of Trichomycterus rosablanca, 742 nucleotides long. It is a transcript of the gene wdr83os, whose product is annotated as WD repeat domain 83 opposite strand. Gene Ontology annotation, cellular component: endoplasmic reticulum membrane. The record is from RefSeq and is a predicted model, not a curated record. The transcript has 4 exons. The coding region runs from base 130 to 450 and encodes 106 amino acids. Gene Ontology annotation, molecular function: protein folding chaperone. Gene Ontology annotation, biological process: protein insertion into ER membrane. NCBI's taxonomy places the organism in Eukaryota, Metazoa, Chordata, Actinopteri, Siluriformes, Trichomycteridae.